Molecule: messenger RNA, 910 nt
Organism: Hydractinia symbiolongicarpus
Lineage: Eukaryota; Metazoa; Cnidaria; Hydrozoa; Anthoathecata; Hydractiniidae
Exons: 2
Coding region: 49-714 (221 amino acids)
Source: RefSeq, a predicted model, not a curated record
ACAAACCUGUCAAAAUUUGUAGCAUGUUGGUAUAAAUAUAAGUAAGGCAUGCGGAAGAUUCUUUCCGUUCUCAACAUGGCUUGCAAGAGCUUGAGAGAGCGUGUGGAGUUAGUUUUUGAAAACGAAAAUUUUGAUGAGCUACCUCAAAUUUACGCCGAAUUAAAUAAAAAGUUUAAAUGUAAUUCUGUUUUGCCAUCUACUGACGUGUUGCAAAAACAACUUACUUUUGGUUUUAUCCAAAGAAAUUGCCAUGCAGAAUACUACCUUCCUGCCUAUGUGAAAGCAAAGAAGGAUGGUUGCGCAAUUACGUUGAAGUCUCAGGUCAAUGGAAAUUGCCUGUACAGUUCUAUGGCGUUGUGUUUGUUUGGGAAAAAUGUGAUGGUUGACGACUUACGAAUUCUUGUGUCAGUGGAGCUAAUGAUGAAUGCUAGCUUUUACUGUAAGCAUCCUCUAUUUUCUUCUAUCCUUGCUCUUCCAGAAAGUCUCUUUAAAUCUAUGGAAGAUAUUCUCAAUAUGUCUGUCUGCAAUUCUGCAUUUAACACAGACAAAAAACAAGAAAACUUAGUUAAGGAGGUAGCCAUUUUAAAUUUAGUAGAUCGGAAAUAUUGUUCCUUUCUUGCUAUGCUUGCUCUGUCAUCUGUCACAAACAGGAAUUCUUUAAAAAACAACAAAAACUCCAUCGCCGUGCUAAAAACAUGUUGUCUCGCUCACUAGAAAAAUGUACUUAAGAAUGACCAUAUGAAAUCGCUGGGAGACUGGGCCCCAAAACGACGGAUUUUUGAUAUUUUUGAUGUAUAGGGGAACGGGGCGCGGAAAUCGUAUAGAAAUCCUAUAUACUCUCCACCGUGCUUACUUCUUCUUUUAUAUUUGGCUUAUUUAAUGAGAAAAUGGGCUCCGCUACCUCCGCAAC